CACUCUGAGAGCCAGAGAGAGAGAGAGUGAGAUAGAGAGGUGUAGCAAGGAGAGAGAGAGAGGGGUGUUGCGAAUAGAGAAAGAUAGCAAGGAAAGAGAGACAGAGAGAGAUUUUUGUGCAAAGGACUAAAAGAGAAAUAGAGUUAGAGAACAGGAGGAUUUUCUGGCUUUUCUCUCAGAGCUGCAGAUAGAACCGGGAGAAGAGAAAACAGAAAGAUGGCAGAAGGAGGAGAAGGAGAGGAGGAGAUUCAGUUCCUUCGCACGGAUGACCAGGUGGUGCUACAGUGCACUGCUUCUGUCCUGAAGGAGCAGAUCAAACUGUGUCUGGCCUGUGAAGGCUUCGGGAAUCGACUAUGUUACCUGGAGACCACGUCCAACGCUCAGAACUGUCCACCAGAUCUGGCCAUCUGUGCCUUCGUCCUGGAACAGUCCCUGUCUGUACGUGCGCUGCAGGAGAUGCUGGCUAACACCGUGGACAUGAGUGAGUCAUCCCAAGGAGGAGGCCACCGCACGCUGCUGUACGGCCAUGCUAUCCUGCUCAGACACUACCACUCUAGCAUGUAUCUGAGCUGCCUGACGACGUCUCGGUCACUAACAGAUAAGCUGUCCUUCGAUGUGGGCCUGCAAGAAGACUGCGUAGGCGAGGCGUGUUGGUGGACGAUUCACCCAGCGUCCAAACAGAGGUCAGAGGGAGAGAAGGUCAGGGUAGGAGAUGACCUCAUCCUGGUCAGCGUCUCCUCAGAGAGAUACCUUCAUCUGUCCUAUGCCAGUGGUGAUCUGAUGGUAGAUGCGUCCUUCAUGCAGACUCUAUGGAACAUGAACCCUGUGUGUUCAGGCUGCGAGCUGGCUGAGGGCUUCCUGGCCGGAGGUCAAGUCCUCAGACUGUUCCACGGUCACAUGGACGAGUGUCUGGCCAUCUCCAUGCCUGACGACGGGGACGACAAACGCAGCACCGCCCACUAUGAAGGAGGAGCCGUGUGUAGCCAGGCCCGUUCUUUAUGGAGACUGGAGCCUCUGAGAAUCAGCUGGAGCGGCAGCCACAUGAAGUGUGGCCAGUCGUUCCGUGUGCGCCACAUCACCACGGGCCGUUACCUCUGUCUGGACGAGGAGAAGGGCCUGAUGGUCCUCGACCCUGAGAGGGCCAACACCAAACUGUCUGCCUUCAGCUUCCGCGUGUCAAAGGAGAAGGUGGAACAGGCUCGUAAGCGAGACGUGGAGGGAAUGGGCAUCCCAGAGAUCAAGUAUGGAGAGUCCAUGUGUUUUGUCCAGCACGUGUCCACCAGCCUGUGGCUUACCUACGCCUCCCUGGAUGCUAAGGCUGCUCGCCUGGGGACCAUGAAGAGGAAGGCCAUUCUGCACCAAGAGGGUCACAUGGACGAUGCCCUGACUGUGGCCCGGUCCCAGACAGAGGAGUCUCAGGCUGCUAGGAUGAUCUUUAGCACCACAGGACUCUUCAGGCAGUUCAUCAAGGGUCUGGACUCCCUGCAGGGGAAGAAUAAGUCCCCUGUCCCCGUGCCUCUACCCCUGGACGGGGUCGUCCUCUCCCUGCAGGACCUUAUCUUCUACUUCCGUCCCCCCGAAGACGAGCUGGAACACGAGGAGAAACAGACAAAGCUGCGCUCCCUCCGAAACCGACAGAACCUCUUCCAAGAGGAGGGUAUGAUCACCAUCGUGCUAGAGUGUAUCGACCGUCUGAACGUUUACAACACUGCUGCUCACUUCUCUGAGUUCGCCGGAGAGGAGGCCGCUGAGUCCUGGAAGGAGAUUGUCAACUUGCUCUAUGAGCUGCUGGCCUCUCUGAUCAGGGGGAACCGUUCUAACUGUGCGCUGUUCUGUGAUAACCUGGACUGGCUGGUCAGCAAACUGGACCGGUUGGAGGCGUCUUCAGGUAUCUUGGAGGUGUUGCACUGUGUUCUGAUUGAGAGUCCAGAGGUUCUGAACAUCAUUCAGGAGAACCACAUCAAAUCUAUCAUCUCUUUGCUGGACAAACAUGGCAGAAACCACAAGGUGUUGGACGUGCUCCGGUCUCUUUGUGUGUGUAACGGUGUGGCUGUAAGGUCCAAUCAGAACCUCAUCACAGAGAAUCUAUUUCCAGGUCGCGAUCUCCUAUUGCAGACCAACAUCGUCAACUACGUAACCAGUGUGAGGCCCAACAUCUUCCUGGGAACCUGCGAAGGCUCUACUCAGUAUAAGAAGUGGUACUUUGAAAUGAUGGUAGACUAUGUGGAGCCUUUUGUGACAGCCACACCCUCUCACCUGCGUGUGGGCUGGGCCCUGACGGAGGGGUACUCCCCCUAUCCUGGGGGCGGAGAGGGCUGGGGUGGCAACGGAGUGGGGGAUGACCUCUACUCGUACGGCUUCGAUGGACUGCACCUGUGGUCAGGUCACGUCCCCCGCCAGGUGGCGUCUCCCAAUCAGCAUGCCCUAGCAGCUGAUGAUGUGGUGUCGUGCUGUCUGGAUCUGAGCGUGCCCAGUAUCUCGUUCCGGGUCAACGGUCACCCGGUCCAGGGCAUGUUCGAGAACUUCAACGUGGAUGGACUGUUCUUCCCCGUCAUCAGUUUCUCUGCUGGAGUCAAAGCUCGUUUACUGUUGGGUGGUCGCCAUGGAGACUUUAAGUUCCUGCCCCCCCCGGGCUAUGCUCCGUGCUACGAGGCUCUGCUACCCAAGGACAGGAUGAGGAUCGAACCCAUCAAGGAGUACAAACACGACUUUGACGGAGUCCGAAACUUGCUGGGGCCAACCCAGUCCCUCACACACACAUCCUUUACCCCAAAUCCCGUAGACACUGCUCAGAUCGUGUUGCCGCCCCACCUGGAGAAGAUCAGGGAGAAGCUGGCAGAGAACAUCCACUCGCUGUGGGCCAUCACGCGCAUCGAGCAGGGCUGGACUUAUGGAAUAUUCAGAGACGACAACAAGAAGCUGCAUCCCUGUCUGGUCGACUUCCAGACCCUUCCUGAACCUGAGAGGAACUACAAUCUGCAGAUGUCUGGGGAAACACUUAAGACUCUGCUGGCCCUGGGCUGCCAUGUGGGCAUGGGGGAUGAGAAGGCAGAGGAGAACCUGAAGAUCAUCAAGAUGCCAAAGACCUAUAUAAUGAGCAAUGGAUUUAAGCCCGCCCCCCUGGAUCUGAACCACGUCAAGCUGACGCCCAAUCAAAACCAGCUGGUGGAGAAGCUGGCGGAGAACGGUCACAACGUGUGGGCACGGGACCGCGUGCGCCAGGGCUGGACGUACAGCAUCGUGCAGGACAUCAUGAACAAGCGUAACCCCCGUCUGGUUCCUUAUAACCUGCUGGAUGAGAGAACCAAGAAGACCAACCGAGACAGCGUCAACAACGCUGUGCGCACUCUCAUUGGCUACGGAUACAACAUCGAGCCUCCAGACCAGGAGAGCACUGGCCUCGGCCUGGAUGACGUGCGGGGGGAUAAGGUACGUAUCUUCCGUGCUGAGAAGUCCUACGCGGUCACGUCUGGGAAGUGGUACUUUGAGUUUGAGGCGGUGACGACCGAAGAGAUGAGAGUGGGCUGGGCCCGACCCAACGUCAGGGCUGACAAUGAGCUGGGAGCAGACGAGCUGGCCUGGGUCUUCAACGGAAAAACGGCCCAGCGCUGGCACGUGGGCAAUGACCCGUUUGGUCGCCAGUGGCAGUCGGGUGACGUGGUGGGGUGCAUGAUCGACCUGACCGAACAAAAUAUCAUGUUCACCCUGAACGGAGAGAUGCUCAUCAGCGACUCUGGCUCAGACAUGGCUUUCAAGGACAUCGAGAUAGGGGAAGGCUUCAUCCCAGUGUGCACCCUGGGCCUGUCCCAGGUGGGCAGGAUCAACCUGGGUCAGAACGUCAGCAGUCUGCGCUACUUCGCCAUCUGUGGUCUCCAGGAGGGCUUCGAACCAUUUGCCAUCAACAUGAAGAGAGACAUUACCAUGUGGUUCAGCAAGAGCCUGCCACAGUUCGCCCCUGUGCCAACUAACCACCAACACAUUGAGGUGUCCCGCGUGGACGGGACAGUGGACAGCGCUCCCUGCCUGAAGCUGACCCACAAGACGUUCGGCUCCCAGAAUGCCAACACUGACAUGCUGUUCCUCCGCCUGAGCAUGCCCGUGGAGUUUGACGAGGUCUUCAAGAUCACAGCCGGGACCACGCCGCUGACCCGCACUAUGACCAUCCACGAGGACGAGGUUCUGGAGGUGGAGCCGGACUCUGAGUUUGAGGUUCUGAAGAAGUCGGCCAGUAAGAAGGAGCAGGAAGAGAAGGAAAAGGAACCAUCUGUCGCCAAGGAGACGCCCGAGAUAGAGAAGGACGCGAUGUCAGAGAAGGGCAAGAAGAGAGGGUUGUUUGCUAGGGCUAAGAAGGCAGCUACCAUCAACCCUCCCCCAACCCCUCCCUUGGUGCCACGGUUACAGCAGGACGUGGUCCCAGAUGACAGAGAUGAUGUGGAGAUUAUCCAGAAUACCACCACGUACUACUACUCGGUGAGAAUCUUCGCUGGCCAGGAGCCCACUGGGGUGUGGAUCGGCUGGGUAACCCCCGACUACCACAUGUACGACCCCAACUUUGACCUCUCCAAGGUCCGGAACGUCACCUUGACCGUUGGAGACGACAAGGGCAACAUCCACGACAGUAUGAAGCAUAGUAACUGCUACAUGGUGUGGGGAGGAGACAUCGGCAACAGCUCCCAGCAGGCCAGGUUCAGCCAGGAGGACACUGUGGUUGGCUGCCUGGUCGACCUGGCAACAGGCCUCAUGACAUUCACAGCCAAUGGGAAGGAGAUAAACACCUUCUACCAGGUGGAGCCCAACACAAAGCUGUUUCCUGCUGUGUUCGUCCAGCCCUCCAGUCAGAACAUGGUACAGCUGGAGCUGGGGAAACUCAGGAACAUCAUGCCAAUCUCAGCAGCCAUGUUCCGCAGUGAGCGUAAGAACCCAGUGCCCCAGUGUCCUCCUCGGCUGGACAUUCAGAUGCUGACCCCCGUCAUCUGGUCCCGCAUGCCCAACCACUUCCUGGACCCAGAGGUCGGCAGGGUCAGCGAGAGGCUGGGCUGGAUGGUGGAGUGUACCGAACCCCUCACCAUGAUGGCCCUGCACAUACCUGAGGAGAACAGGUGUAUAGACAUCCUGGAGUUGUCUGAGCGCCUGGAUCUGCUGAAGUUCCACUUCCAUACUCUGAUGUUGUACUGUGCUGUCUGCGCUCUGGGCAACAACCGUGUAGCACACGCCCUCUGCUCGCACGUUGACGAAUCACAGCUCUUCUACGCCAUGGAGAACACCUACCUGCCCGGUCCCCUUCGCAGCGGGUUCUACGACCUGCUGAUCUCCAUCCACCUGGAGUCAGCUAAACGGGCACGGCUGGGUACCAACCGGGAGUUCAUUGUGCCCAUGUCCGCCGAGACCCUCAGCAUCACCCUGUACCCUGACGCUGAGAAGGCCUCUGACCUUCCUGGGGUGGGGUUAACUACCUGUCUUAGACCCAAGCUGCACUUCUCAACCAUCAACUUUGUUGGGACGGAUCCUGACCUGUACACUCUCAGCCCCGUCUUCCCUCUUCAGGAACUGAAGACGAAAGCCAUCAGCAUGUUGACAGAGGCGGUUCUGGAUGGUAGCCAGGCUAUGAGAGACCCAGUAGGGGGCAGCGUAGAGUUCCACUUCGUCCCAAUCCUGAAGCUCAUCAGCACUCUCCUCAUCAUGGGCAUCUUCAACGAUGAAGACGUCAAACACAUCCUCAAGAUGAUCGACCCCAAUGUGUUCGCUGGGAAGAAAGAGGAGGUGGAGGAGGGAGACGAGGCAGAGGAUGCUACCGCCAAGGAAGAGGGUGAAGAAGUGAAGGAGAAAGAAGAGGAGGAGGCAGAUGAUGAAGGAGUAGGGGAGGAGGAAGAAGAGGAUGAGGAACUGAAACACCUCGAGAAAGAAGAGGAGGGGGAGGCGGAGGAGGAGGAAGGGGAGAAGGAACACGAGGAGGAGGAGAAGGAGAAAGAGGAAGACGGGGAGGAAAAUGUGAUGACAGAAGAGGAGGUAGCGGCGAUCGAGUUGGAGCUGGAGAAGGAAGAGGCGGCUUUGGAGGAGGGACUACUGCAGAUGAAACUACCAGAGUCUGUCAAACUGCAGAUGUGUACGCUGCUGCAGUACUUCUGUGACUGUGAACUGAGGCACAGAGUGGAGGCUAUCGUGGCGUACUCGGAUCAGUUUGUCAACGCCAUUCAGACCAAUCAGAGAGUUCGCUAUAACCUGCUGAUGCAGGCCUUCUCCAUGAGCGCUGCCGAGACCGCACGCAAGACACGAGAGUUCCGCUCCCCACCUCAAGACCAGGUGAUUCUGCUGACUAACUUCAAGCAUGGUCCAGAGGAGGAGGAGUGCCCAGUACCGGAGGAGACCAGAGACACACUGACCGAAUUCCACACUGACAUCCUUAUACAUUGUGGCGUGCACAUCGAGGCGGAAGAGGAGGAGGAGGAGGUGGACACCUCUCUGAGAGGGCGCCUUGGCCGGCUGAUGGGCAAGGUGAAUAACUUGAGGAAGAAAAAGGAGGUGGUGGAGGAGCCAGAAGAGGAGGAGGAGGUCAAACCCAGCACUCUCCAGGAGUUGAUCUCCCAUACCAUGAUCCACUGGGCCCAAGAGGCCUUCAUUCAGAACCCUGAGCUGGUGCGUCUGAUGUUCAGCCUGCUCCACAGGCAGUAUGAUGGGCUGGGAGAGCUGACCAGAGCCCUGCCGAAAGCCUACGCCAUCAACGCCAUAUCUGUCCAGGACACAAUGGACUUGUUGGAGUGCUUGGGCCAGAUCAGAUCUCUGCUCAUCGUUCAGAUGGGCCCCGAGGAGGAGAGGCUCAUGAUCCAGAGCAUCGGGAACAUAAUGAACAACAAGGUGUUCUACCAGCACCCUAACCUGAUGAGGGCUCUGGGGAUGCAUGAGACUGUCAUGGAGGUGAUGGUUAACGUGCUGGGAGGAGGUGGGGAUUCCAAGGAGAUCCGGUUCCCCCAGAUGGUGACCAACUGCUGUCGGUUCCUGUGUUACUUCUGUCGCAUCAGCCGUCAGAACCAGAGGUCCAUGUUUGAUCACCUCAGCUACCUGCUGCAGAACAGCGGCAUCGGUCUAGGUAUGCGUGGCUCCACCCCUCUGGAUGUGGCUGCAGCUUCCUGCAUCGACAACAACGAGCUGGCCUUAGCUCUACAGGAGCAGGACUUGGAGAAGGUGGUGACCUAUCUGGCGGGCUGUGGACUACAGAGCUGUCCCAUGCUCCUAUCUAAGGGCUACCCUGACAUCGGCUGGAAUCCCUGUGGGGGAGAGAAAUACCUCGACUUCCUGCGCUUUGCCGUCUUUGUCAACGGAGAGAGUGUGGAGGAGAAUGCCAACGUGGUGGUGCGUCUACUGAUUCGUCGGCCAGAGUGUUUUGGCCCCGCCCUGAGAGGAGAGGGGGGUGCUGGUCUGCUGGCGGCAAUAGAGGAGGCCAUCAAGAUCUCAGAGGACCCGGCCAGGGACGGACCUACUGUCAAGAAGGACAGGCGGUUCCCCAUGUUUGGUGGUGAGGAGCAGCAAGAGGAGAACCGCGUCCAUCUUGGAAACGCCAUCAUGUCCUUCUACUCUGCCCUCAUCGAUCUGCUGGGACGCUGUGCACCUGAGAUGCACUUGAUCCAGGCGUGUAAAGGUGAGGCUCUGAGGAUCCGGGCCAUCCUGAGAUCUCUGGUUCCUAUAGAAGACCUGGUUGGAGUCAUCAGUCUGUCUGUACAGAUACCUGACUACGGGAAAGAUGGUCACACCAUAGAGCCUAAGAUGUCUGCGAGCUUUGUCCCGGACCACAAGGCGUCCAUGGUGCUGUUCCUGGACCGUGUGUAUGGUAUCGACAACCAGGACUUCCUGCUUCAUGUUCUGGAGGUGGGCUUCCUGCCAGACAUGAGAGCUGCCGCAUCCCUGGACACGCUGGCAUUCAGCACCACAGAGAUGGCUCUGGCUCUGAACCGCUACCUGUGUUCCGCUGUGCUGCCCCUCAUCACCAAGUGUGCCCCUCUGUUCGCGGGCACCGACCACCGCGCCAUCAUGAUUGACUCCAUGUUGCACACCAUCUAUAGGCUGUCCCGCGGGCGAGCCCUCACCAAGGCUCAGAGAGACGUCAUCGAGGAGUGCCUCAUGUCCCUCGUCAAGUACCUUCGACCUUCCAUGCUGCAGCAUCUGCUGAGGAAGCUGGUGUUUGACGUGCCAAUACUCAACGAGUUUGCUAAGAUGCCUCUGAAGCUCCUGACCAAUCACUAUGAGCGUUGUUGGAAGUACUACUGCCUGCCUAACGGUUGGGCCAACUUUGGGGUGUCGUCAGAGGAGGAGCUGCACCUGUCGCGGAAACUCUUCUGGGGAAUCUUCGAGUCUCUGGCGCACAAGAAAUUCGAUGCCGAGCUGUUUAAGAUCGCCAUGCCAUGUAUCUGUGCCAUCGCUGGCGCCAUCCCCCCUGACUAUGUGGACGCCAGCUACUCCUCCAACACGGAGAAGAAGGCUUCGGUGGACGCCGAGGGGAACUUUGACCCCAAACCCGUGGAGACCACCAACACCAUUAUCCCAGAGAAGCUGGAUGCCUUCAUCAACAAGUAUGCAGAACACACUCACGACAAGUGGGCCUUCGAAAAGAUCCAGAACAACUGGUCGUACGGAGAGGUGCUGGAUGAAAACGCCAAGACACACCCCAUGCUGCGUCCCUACAAGACUUUUUCCGAGAAGGACAAGGAGAUCUACCGUUGGCCUAUCAAGGAGUCCGUUAAGGCCAUGCUGGCCUGGGAGUGGACGAUGGAGAAGGCUCAAGCAGGGGAGGGAGAGAAGGUGGAGCUGAAGACCUCCACACGGAAGAUCUCCCAGACUGCUCAGGCGACCUAUGACCCCAGCCAUGGCUACAGCCCUUCGCCUGUGGACAUCACUGCCAUGGCGCUGUCCAGGGAGCUGCAGUCCAUGGCUGAGCAGCUGGCUGAAAACUACCACAACACCUGGGGUAGGAAGAAGAAGAUGGAGCUGAUGGGAAAAGGUGGCGGUUCCCAUCCCCUGCUGGUACCCUAUGACACCUUGACGGCUAAGGAGAAGGCCAGAGACAGAGAGAAAGCCCAGGACCUUCUCAAGUUCCUGCAGCUCAACGGAUACGCCGUCACUAGGGGCCCGAAGGACAUGGAACAGGACAUCUCCUCCAUAGAGAAGAGGUUUGCCUAUGGUUUCCUCCAGAAGCUACUGAAGUGGAUGGAUAUUGCCCAGGAGUUCAUUGCCCAUCUGGAGGCUGUGGUUAGCAGUGGCAGAGUGGAGAAGUCUCCACACGAACAGGAGAUCAAGUUCUUUGCCAAAAUUCUCCUGCCGCUGGUUAACCAAUACUUUAAGAACCACUGCCUCUACUUCCUCUCCACACCUGCCAAGUUGCUGGGCAGUGGAGGCCACUCCUCCAACAAGGAGAAGGAAAUGAUCGCCAGUAUCUUCUGUAAGUUGGCAGCUCUGGUGAGACACAGAGUAUCUCUCUUUGGAACGGAUGCUGGCGCGGUGGUGAAUUGUCUGCACAUCCUGUCACGAUCACUGGACGCCAGGACGGUAAUGAAGUCAGGUCCUGAGAUUGUGAAGGCAGGACUGCGUCAGUUCUUUGAGAGCGCUGCAGACGACAUAGAGAAGAUGGUGGAGAAUCUGAAGCUGGGCAAGGUUUCUAGCAGGAACCAGGUGAAGGGUGUGUCCCAGAACAUCAACUACACCACCAUCGCCCUGCUCCCUGUCCUGACCACCCUGUUCGACCACAUCGCCCAGCACCAGUUUGGGGACGACGUCAUCUUGGAUGACCUUCAGAUCUCGUGUUACAGGAUCAUGUGUUCCAUCUACUCGCUGGGCACCGUGAAGACGCCUCACGCUGAGAAGCAGAGGCCGGCUCUGGGGGAGUGUCUGGCUAAUCUUGCCGCUGCCAUGCCUGUGGCCUACCUGGAGCCUGGGCUCAACGAGUACAACGCCUACUCUGUGUACACCACGAAGACACCCAGAGAGAGAGGCAUCCUGGGCCUGCCCAGCCAAGUAGAGGAGCUGUGUACGGACAUCCCAGAGCUAGAUGUCCUGAUGAAGGAGAUCGGGGACCUGGCAGAGUCAGGGGCUCGCUACACUGAGAUGCCCCACGUUAUCGAGAUCACCCUGCCCAUGCUGUGUAACUACCUUCCCCGUUGGUGGGAGAGAGGUCUGGAGAACUACCCCGACCUGGACGGACAGCUCUGUACUGACGUCACCUCAGAGCAACUCAACCAGUUGCUGGGCAACAUCAUGAAGAUAGUGGUGAAUAAUCUGGGGAUAGACGAAGCCUCCUGGAUGAAACGCCUGGCAGUGUUUGCCCAGCCCAUCGUUAGCAGGGCCAAGCCUGAGAUGUUGAAGUCUCAUUUCAUCCCGACCAUGGAGAAACUGAAGAAACGGAGUGGGAAGGUGGUGGCCGAGGAGGAGCAGCUGAGACUGGAGGGGAAGUCUGAGGUGGACAGUGAGGAAGGAACCAUUAGGGAUGAGUUUGCUGUUCUCUGCAGAGACCUCUACGCUCUGUACCCUCUACUGAUCAGAUAUGUGGAUAACAACAGGGCUCGAUGGUUGACCUGUCCAGACCCAGAUGCUGAGGAACUCUUCAGGAUGGUUGGAGAGGUGUUCAUCUUCUGGUCCAAGUCUCAUAACUUCAAGCGUGAGGAGCAGAACUUUGUGGUAAUGAAUGAGAUCAACAACAUGUCUUUCCUGACCGCUGACAGCAAGAGUAAGAUGAGCAAGGCCGGCGGGGAAGAGGCUGGAGGUUCUGAUGUGGAGCGUACCAAGAAGAAGCGAAGGGGGGACCGCUAUUCGGUGCAGACAUCUCUGAUCGUAGCGGCGCUGAAGAAGAUGCUUCCUAUUGGCCUCAACAUGUGUUCCCCUGCUGACCAGGAACUGAUUAACCUGGCCAAGAUACGCUACAGCCUGAAAGACACAGAUGAGGAGGUGAGAGAGUUUCUACAGAACAACAUGCAUCUACAGGGCAAGGUGGAGGACCCGUCAAUGCGCUGGCAGAUGGCGCUCUAUAAGGAGACGUCAGGGAAGGCUGAGGAUGCUGAGGACCCCGAGAAGGUGGUCAAGAGAGUCCAGGAGGUGUCCGCUGUCCUCUACCACAUAGAGGUGACGGAGCACCCGUACAAGUCUAAGAAGAUGGUUUGGCACAAGCUGCUUUCUAAACAACGGCGCAAAGCUGUUGUGGCCUGCUUCAGGAUGUCACCCCUCUACAACAUCCCCAGGCACCGGGGGUCCAACAUGUUCCUGAAUGGGUACAAGAGGAAUUGGCUGCAGACUGAAGGAUACCAGUUUGAAGACCGUAUGAUCGAUGACUUGUCUAAAGCCAUGGAGGAGGAGGAGCUGGGAGAAGAGGGAGAGGAAGAGGCAGAAACUAAACCUGACCCUCUGCAUCAGCUCAUCCUACACUUCAGCCGGACCGCUCUCACGGAGAAGAGCAAACUGGAAGUAGACUACUUAUACAUGGCUUAUGCUGACAUUAUGGCCAAGAGUUGCCACAUCGGUGAGGAGGAGGAAGGGGAAGAGGAGGAGGCCUUUGAAGUGACCCAGACUGAGAUGGAGAAGGAGAUGGAGAAGCAGAGGCUCCUGUAUCAGCAGUCACGUCUCCACAACAGAGGAGCUGCAGAGAUGGUGCUGCAGAUGAUCAGUGCCUGCAGAGGUACAGGGCUCAGACCCAGCUCCACCCUGAAGCUGGGGAUCUCAAUCCUCAACACAGGCAACUGUGACGUACAACAGAGGAUGCUGGACUACCUGAAGGACAAAAAGGAUGUUGGCUUCUUCCUGAGUAUUCAGGCUCUGAUGCAGACCUGCAGCGUUCUAGACCUGAAUGCCUUUGAGAGACAGAACAAGGCAGAGGGCCUUGGUAUGGUGUCAGAGGAGGGAUCAAAUAUGAAGCUUGAACGUGAUGAGAAGGUCAUGGCGGAUGAUGAGUUCACCUGUGACCUGUUCCGCUUCCUGCAGCUGCUCUGUGAGGGACACAACAACGAUUUCCAGAACUAUCUGCGUACCCAGACUGGCAGCACCACCACCAUCAACAUCAUCAUCUGCACUGUGGACUACCUGCUCCGUCUGCAGGAGUCUAUCAGUGAUUUCUACUGGUACUACUCUGGGAAGGACAUCAUAGACGAGCCAGGAAAGAGGAACUUCUCCAAGGCCAUGAUUGUGGCUAAACAGGUGUUCAACAGUCUGACUGAGUAUAUCCAGGGUCCAUGUACGGGGAACCAGCAGUCUUUGGCCCACAGCAGGUUGUGGGACGCUGUGGUUGGCUUCCUGCACGUCUUUGCUCACAUGAUGAUGAAGCUGGCUCAGAGUUGUAAAGACUCCAGUCAGAUUGGUCUGCUGAAGGAACUCCUGGACCUGCAGAAAGACAUGGUGGUCAUGCUGUUGUCUCUACUGGAAGGCAACGUGGUGAACGGCACCAUCGCCCGUCAGAUGGUGGACAUGCUGGUGGAGUCCUCCAGUAAUGUGGAGAUGAUCCUCAAGUUCUUCGACAUGUUCCUCAAGCUGAAGGACAUCACCGGGUCUGACGCCUUCAGAGACUACGUGACCGACCCCCGAGGCCUCAUCUCCAAGAAGGACUUCUACAAGGCCAUGGACAGCCAGAAGCAGUACUCUCCGUCUGAGAUCCAGUUCCUUCUGUCUUGUUCCGAGGCCGACGAGAACGAGAUGAUCAACUUUGAGGAGUUUGCCGACCGCUUCCAGGAGCCGGCCAAGGACAUCGGCUUCAACAUUGCCGUGCUGCUCACCAACCUGUCUGAGCACGUACCCCACGAUACGCGACUACAGAACUUUCUGGAGCAAGCCGAGAGCGUCCUCAACUACUUUAGACCCUUCCUUGGCCGGAUAGAGAUCAUGGGAGCGAGCAGGAAGAUCGAGAGGAUCUAUUUUGAGAUCAGCGAGGCCAACAGGAACCAGUGGGAGAUGCCGCAGGUCAGAGAGUCCAAGAGACAGUUCAUCUUCGACGUGGUCAACGAGGGCGGGGAGAGCGAGAAGAUGGAGUUGUUUGUCAACUUCUGCGAGGACACCAUCUUUGAGAUGAACAUAGCCUCACAGAUUUCUGAGGAGGAGGAAGAGGAGGUGGUAGACUCAGAGGAUGAAGAGGAAGAAGGAGGAGGAGGAGGAGGAGAGUUGGACGAAAAUGGAGAAGAGAUUGCUCCCGAGUCGAGCUCGGCGUUCUCUGACUUCCUGACAAGCGUGGCGAACUUCUUCAACAUGUUCACCUUCAGGAAUCUACGGCGGCGCUACCGCAAGCUUAGGAAGAUGACUCUGAAGGAUAUGGUGGUGGGCGUGGCCACGUUCAUCUACACCAUCCUGUUUGGUAUCCUGUCUUUCAUCUACAGUGUGUGUAAGGGCUUCUUCAUGCUGAUCUGGAGCACCCUGUUUGGAGGAGAACUGGUAGAGGGUGCCAAGAAGAUCACGGUGACUGAGCUUUUGGCCAGUAUGCCGGACCCAACGCAAGAUGAGGUGCACGACGAACUGCCACCUGAGCCAGGUGCCGAUGAGGGUCAGGAGGGGAUAGACGGAGGAGAGGAAAGAGACGUGGGAGGAGGAGAGGAAGGAGAGGAGGGAGGGGAUGGUGAGGAGAAGGAGGGAGGACGGAUGCCUGGGUUCGACACCCCUGGAGGGCUGGGAGACUUUGGGGAGACCACAACUGUAGAGCCCCCUACUCCAGAAGGAACCCCACUGCUCAAGAGGAAACUGCUGGAAGCAACGUCCGGAGGAGAGGGUGAAGAAAUACAAGAGCCAGAACCAGAGGAAGAGACACCCCCAGAGGAGGAGAAGGCUGACAAUGAGAAUGGAGAGAAGGCAGAGAAGGAGGCUGAGCCCGUGGUAAAAGAGGAAGAAGCGGAAGUGAAGGAGGAAACAUUGAAGACCAAGGCAAAGAAGGAGAAGAAACCUGCAGAGGAGGGCUAUGAGCUUUGGAAUGAGCUGGAGAUCCAGAGGAUCAAAUUCAUGAACUAUCUGUCUCGUAACUUCUACAACCUGCGCUUCCUGGCUCUCUUCAUCGCCUUUGCCCUCAACUUCAUCCUGCUCUUCUACAAGGUUGGAUAUGAUGUAGAGGAGGGGUCAGAAGACAUUGAGGGCUCCGCCCUGUUUGAGGGAUCCGCCGCGUUCGAGGGUUCUGGGUUGUUCGAGGGUUCCGGAGCUGUGGAUGAGGGCGGUUCUGGGAUUGAUCCAUUUGACGAUGGUGGUGAUGAUGACGGUGGCGAUGAUGAUGAUGAGGAGGAAGGACCAUUUUUUUUCUACUUGGAGGAGAGUACAGGCUACAUGCAGCCCUGUUUGUCCAUGCUGGCCAUCAUACACACUGUCAUCGCUUUCCUCUGUAUCAUUGGAUACAACUGCCUCAAGGUUCCUCUGGUCAUCUUUAAGAGGGAAAAGGAGCUGGCUAGGAAGCUGGAGUUUGAUGGUCUCUAUGUCACCGAGCAACCAGAAGACGAUGACAUCAAGGGACAGUGGGACCGACUGGUGCUCAACACCCCGUCAUUCCCUAACAACUACUGGGACAAGUUUGUGAAGACAAAGGUGCUUGCUAAGUACGGAGACAUAUACGGUAGGGAGAGGAUCGCAGAGCUGCUUGGGAUGGACCUGGCCUCUCUAGAUGUCAGCGCCAUGACACAAGAGAAGAAACCCGAACCAGAAAGUGGCAUGUUAAGCUGGAUUAUCUCCAUUGAUAUCAAAUACCAGAUUUGGAAGUUCGGGGUGGUCUUCACUGACAACACGUUCCUCUAUCUAGUCUGGUACAUGGUCAUGUCUCUGCUGGGCCACUUCAACAACUUCUUCUUCGCCUGUCACUUGAUGGACAUCGCCGUCGGUGUCAAAGAUUUGCGCACCAUCCUCUCCUCCGUCACACACAACGGCAAACAGCUGAUGAUGACGGUGGGUCUACUGGCUGUGGUGGUGUAUCUUUACACCGUCGUGGCAUUCAACUUCUUCAGGAAGUUCUACAACAUGAGCGAGGACGAGGAUGAACCGGACAUGAAGUGUGAUGACAUGAUGACCUGUUACCUGUUCCACAUGUACGUGGGUGUGCGUGCCGGCGGGGGUAUAGGAGACGAGAUCGAGGACCCGGCGGGCGAUGAGUACGAGCUCUACCGUGUCGUCUUCGACAUCACCUUCUUCUUCUUCGUAAUCGUCAUCCUGCUGGCUAUCAUCCAGGGUCUGAUCAUUGAUGCAUUUGGCGAGCUGAGAGACCAACAAGAGCAGGUCAGAGAGAACAUGGAGACGCAGUGCUUCAUCUGUGGUAUCGGUAGCGACUACUUUGAUACAACUCCUCAUGGCUUCGAAACGCACACCUUGGAAGAGCAUAACUUAGCCAACUAUAUGUUCUUCCUGAUGUACCUAAUCAAUAAAGAUGAAACGGAGCACACAGGACAGGAGUCGUAUGUGUGGAAGAUGUAUCAAGAGAGAUGCUGGGACUUCUUCCCUGCUGGAGACUGUUUCAGGAAGACGUAUGAGGAUCAGCUGGCCUAGUGGGAUAAAUCCUGUCUAUCUGGGUGGGAGAGAGAGAGGGAGAGAGAGAGGGAGAGAGAGAGAAUGAGAAAGUUAAGGAAAUAUAGAAGGUAUUAGAAGGUAUUAGGGAAUAGAUGUGGGUUUGAAGGGUUGUUUCUGUGUCAUAUUUCUCUGUGAUCUCCUGUCUUGACACGCCUGCAGCAAUAUUCUGAUAGACUGAAUAAGAUGAGGAGAUGAAGAGUCCCAAGGGCUUUUAACCCUGUAAAUACACUUCAUGGCCUUUUUCUGUGUGAAAUAUAGAUAUGCUGUCUUGACUGAAUUCAAACACACACACCCACACACACACAUACACACACACAGCGCUGCCUCUCUGUCAGUGUGUGUUUCUGUAGAGCUGAAUACAGCAUAGUGCCUAACUCUCAUGGUAAACAAACGUGCUUUAAUGUCUUAAGUAGUGCUCUUUUCCUUCAAUAUUAUUAUAAUCGCUCUUGUUUGAGAUUGUAUAAAUGUCCUCGUGUAAGAAUGUCUUGAUUUUUGUGUAUGCCUUUAAAUGAGCUAUUUCUGUAAUUUGUUGGUGUAUUUCUCCCACUGCUUGAUUAAUGAUCAGUGAGGGUGAGAGCAUUUCAUAGCAGUGCCUCUUCUGUCCACUAGGGAGCAGUCACACACCCCAGGUCUCUCCUCACUCUCUUUUUUCCUCUCUCUAGAGAUUAUAUAACUGAUGUUGAUCUGGACAUUAGCAGUCACUCUGGAGUAAACAGGUCAGAGGCAGGUUGUCUGAUCCUUACAGGACAAUAUGAUGACUUUAGACAAACCCUGUUUUUGCACUCUGAAGUCUUACGAUGUGUCCCUUCCUGUCUGUGACCUGUGUGAUCUGAUGUAGAGAUCCUAGUGGCUGAUACAGACCACACAGUGUUCUUAUUGGUUAUCACAGACCACACAGUGUUCUUAUUGGCUAUCACAGACCACACAGUGUUCUUAUUGGUUAUCACAGACCACACAGUGUUCUUAUUGGUUAUCACAGACCACACAGUGUUCCUAUUGUCUAUCACAGACCACACAGUGUUCUUAUUGGUUAUCACAGACCACACAGUGUUCCUAUUGGCUACCACAGACCACUACUAAAGACAUCUCUGCUAGACAUCUCUCCUAAAGACAUCUCUGCUAGACAUCUCUCCUAAAGACAACUCUCCUAGACAUCUCUCCUAAAGACAUCUCUGCUAGACAUCUCUACUAAAGACAUCUCUCCUAAAGACAUCUCUCCUAAAGACAACUCUCCUAAAGACAUCUCUCCUAAAGACAUCUCUCCUACAGACAUCUCUCCUAGACAUCUCUCCUAGAGACAACUCUCCUAAAGACAUCUCUCCUAAAGACAUCUCUCCUAGACAUCUCUCCUAAAGACAUCUCUCCUAGACAUCUCUCCUAGACAUCUCUCCCAAAGACAUCUCUCCUAGAGACAUCUCUCCUAGACAUCUCUCCUAGACAUCUCUCCGAGAGACAUCUCUCCUAAAGACAUCUCUCCUAAAGACAUCUCUCCUAGAGACAUCUCUCCUAAAGACAUCUCUCCUAAAGACAUCUCUCCUAGACAUCUCUCCUAAAGACAUCUCUCCUAGACAUCUCUCCUAGACAUCUCUCCUAGACAUCUCUCCUAAAGACAUCUCUCCUAGAGACAUCUCUCCUAAAGACAUCUCUCCUAAAGACAUCUCUCCUAAAGACAUCUCUCCUAAAGACAUCUCUCCUAGACAUCUCUCCUAGAGACAUCUCUCCUAGACAUCUCUCCUAGACAUCUCUACUAGAGACAUCUCUCCUAAAGACAUCUCUCCUAGACAUCUCUCCUAGACAUCUCUACUAGAGACAUCUCUCCUAAAGACAACUCUCCUUGACAUCUCGACUAGAGACAACUCUCCUAAAGACAUCUCUCCUAGAGACAUCUCUCCUAAAGACAACUCUCCUAGACAUCUCUACUAAAGACAUCUCUCCUAGACAACUCUCCUAGACAACUCUACUAGAGACAUCUCUCCUAGACAACUCUCCUAGACAUCUCUACUAGAGACAUCUCUCCUAAAGACAUCUCUCCUAACAACAACUCUCCUAGAGACAUCUCUCCUAAAGACAUCUCUCCUAGACAUCUCUACUAAAGACAUCUCUCCUAAAGACAUCUCUCCUAAAGACAUCUCUCCUAGACAACUCUCCUAAAGACAUCUCUCCUAAAGACAUCUCUCCUAAAGACAUCCCUCCUAGACAUCUCUCCUAAAGACAUCUCUCCUAAAGACAUCUCUCCUAAAGACAUCUCUCCUAAAGACAUCUCUCCUAAAGACAUCUCUCCUAAAAACAUCUCUCCUAGAGACAUCUCUCCUAAAGACAUCUCUCCUAGAGACAUCUCUCCUAAAGACAUCUCUCCUAGACAUCUCUCCUAAAGACAUCUCUCCUAAAGACAUCUCUCCUAAAGACAUCUCUCCUAAAGACAUCUCUCCUAAAGACAUCUCUCCUAAAGACAUCUCUCCUAAAGACAUCUCUCCUAAAAACAUCUCUCCUAGACAUCUCUCCUAAAGACAUCUCUCCUAGAGACAUCUCUCCUAAAGACAUCUCUCCUAGAGACAUCUCUCCUAAAGACAUCUCUCCUAGAGAUCGCUCCUAAAGACAUCUCUCCUAAAGACAUCUCUCCUAAAGACAUCUCUUCUAGAGACAUCUCUCCUAGACAUCUCUCCUAAAGACAUCUCUCCUAAAGACAUCUCUUCUAGACAACUCUCCUAAAGACAGGUCUUAUAGCCCGUCGUAUUGACGCUGGGCUAACGCGUGUUCUAUACCAUCUUAAUGCACACAGGUAACAGGGCUAAUUCAAUGAAAGGUCAUUAUUCUAUUUAUUCAUGUUUACUCUAUUUGUUGGCCGUAGUGCGAUAAGGACAGCGCUACUCAGAAGGGCCGGACUAACAAAUGACACGUUAACAUCAAAUAAAUAACAUAAAUGUAUUGUUUUAUUUAAGGUCUUCUCCGCUACUUUGUUCACGGUGAAUAAUAUGACUGCUACCUGUUAUGAUGAAGGUUUAAAACGGAGACGAACACUGUAGCCAGUGUACAGUCAGAAGAUAACUGAAAAGAGAUUAACACUGUAGCCAGUUUACAGUCAGAAGAUAACUGAACAGAGAUUAACACUGUAGCCAGUUUACAGUCAGAAGAUAACUGAACAGAGAUUAACACUGUAGCCAGUUUACAGUCAGAAGAUAACUGAACAGAGAUUAACACUGUAGCCAGUUUACAGUCAGAAGAUAACUGAACAGAGAUUAACACUGUAGCCAGUUUACAGUCAGAAGAUAACUGAACAGAGACGAACACUGAGAGUGUUGACCUGUUGACUAUAAGAGUGUUGACCUGUUGACUAUAAGAGUGUUGACCUGUUGACUCCUGUUGACUAUAAGAGUGUUGACCUGUUGACUAUUAUAAUGUUGACUCGUUGACUAUUGAAAUGUUGACCUGUUGACUAUUGAAAUGUUGACCUGUUGAUCUGUUGACUAUUAGAAUGUUGACUCGUUGACUAUUAGGGUUGACCUGUUGACUAUUAGAAUGUUGACCUGUUGACUAUUAGAAUGUUGACCUGUUGACUAUUAGAAUGUUGACUCGUUGACUAUUAUAAUGUUGACCUGUUGACUAUUAGAAUGUUGACUCGUUGACUAUUAGGGUUGACCUGUUGACUAUUAGAAUGUUGACCUGUUGACCUUUGGAAUGUUGACCUGUUGACUAUUAGAAUUUUGACCUUUUGACCAUUGGAAUGUUGACCUGUUGACUAUUGGAAUGUUGACCUGUUGACCAUUGGAAUGUUGACCUGUUGAUCUGUUGACUAUUGGAAUGUUGACUUGUUGACGAUUAGAAUGUUGACCUGUUGACUAUUAGAAUGUUGACCUGUUGACCAUUGGAAUGUUGACCUGUUGACCAUUGGAAUGUUGACCUGUUGACUAUUGGAAUGUUGACCUGUUGACUAUUAGAAUGUUGACCUGUUGACCAUUGGAAUGUUGACCUGUUGACCAUUGGAAUGUUGACCUGUUGACUAUUAGAAUGUUGACCUGUUGACUAUUAGAAUGUUGACCUGUUGACCAUUGGAAUGUUGACCAGUUGACCAUUGGAAUGUUGACCUGUUGACUAUUGGAAUGUUGACCUGUUGACUAUUAGAAUGUUGACCUGUUGACCAUUGUAAUGUUGACCUGUUGACCAUUGGAAUGUUGACCUGUUGACUAUUAUAAUGUUGACUUGUUGACCAUUGGAAUGUUGACCUGUUGACUAUUAGAAUGUUGACUUGUUGACUAUUAGAAUGUUGACCUGUUGACCAUUGGAAUGUUGACCUGUUGAUCUGUUGACUAUUAGAAUGUUGACUUGUUGACCAUUGGAAUGUUGACCUGUUGACUAUUAGAAUGUUGUUGCCUGACUGAAUCCUGUGUUUCAAUACAAGAUUAAUAAAUCAAACAGAUUAUUUUAAGAUGAA
Molecule: messenger RNA, 19912 nt
Organism: Oncorhynchus gorbuscha (pink salmon)
Lineage: Eukaryota; Metazoa; Chordata; Actinopteri; Salmoniformes; Salmonidae
Gene: ryr1b
Product: ryanodine receptor 1b (skeletal)
Exons: 105
Coding region: 217-15462 (5081 amino acids)
Biological process (GO): calcium ion transmembrane transport; intracellular calcium ion homeostasis
Cellular component (GO): calcium channel complex; sarcoplasmic reticulum membrane; sarcolemma
Molecular function (GO): ryanodine-sensitive calcium-release channel activity; protein binding
Source: RefSeq, a predicted model, not a curated record